AUGGGGCAGAUUAGUGGUUUAUCGAAGGGCAAUCUAGCGAUGAGAAGUAGGCGGGGAAGCAGGAUAGAAGACGAAGAGCUGAUGGACCUGAUCGGAGAACGCGAAUUGCAUUUCAAUGUGACCGUUUCAAUGUUUCAGCGCGUACGUAAGAGCGUUUCGUGUGGAUUCCACGAGGGUAAAAACCCUGAAUGGCGAUCGUCGGCGAGGAGAGCCUCAAAGACGGACGGUGUUUUCGCGAUAAAUUUUGAUCCAAAUAUUAGUCUGAAAAUUAUUUUUAUAUCCAACAUAGAGAAUGUAGCUUCAUUAUUAUUGUACAGCAUUUAUCUCAUAAAUGUGGAAAUUCAGAAUAUCAACAUGAGUCUCUGUCCACGGAGACGCUUUCGCAUCACUCCUAUGCGAGCUCUGGCGGCAUUCUUCCUGAUGGUUGUGCUGUUCUGGUAUAGCCUCAGUCGGCAAGAAAUUCCGCAGCAACCAUGUAGCGUGCCCGAAGAAUUUACUGAGAAAUUACAUGACCUCGCUUAUAGAGCUCAUUUGGUCCUCACUAAGUUGGGCAUCGUUCACUUUCUCUGCCUGGGCGGCCUUUGGGGUCAAGUUCGAAUAGGCCGCGCACUGCCGUGGGCACGUAAAGUGGAACUAUGCUUAGUUGACACACUUCGCGACGAUGUCUUAAUCACGAAAGCCUUCCGAGAAGUCGGUUUGAGUGCAACCUACCUUCACGCAGCGGGAAUUUACAGGAUACAGGAACAUGAAGUCGGCGAAGAUGCACCUAAAGUGGAAGUGGUUGUUUUCGAGGAAGAUGCAGUGACGCAGAUGGUGAGAAGAGUCGGCUGGACCAGAAGGGUCCUACCUCCGGACUGCGAGUUCUCGCCGAGUCUACAGUGUUUUCCACCACAAUUAGUUAUACCUCCUCUACCGACGAAACAAUUCGGCGGCCGAUUGAUGCCCGUGCCACGAGAAGGCAUAGAAUUACAGAAGUAUCAUUAUCCUAACGAUUGGUGGUUAGAGAUCAAGCCCACUGACUGCACCGAGCUCCAAGAGACAAAUGUGUAGUGUACAAUCAUGGUGCAAUUAGUCCUAGCGCAAUAUUACAGAACAUUGUAUAAUUCGCUAAAUCGGAACAUUGUCUAACCAGUUAUAGUUUAGUUAUUUAUAGUGUUCAACUGAUAAUUAGCUUGGAUUAUAAUGAAGGAAGCACUGAGGUAUUUUUUAUUAUAACCAAGAUAUUUUUUCUAGAAGUAGACACGACAAAUAGAAAAUGU
This is a messenger RNA of Cyphomyrmex costatus, 1259 nucleotides long. RefSeq lists its product as uncharacterized. The transcript has 5 exons. NCBI's taxonomy places the organism in Eukaryota, Metazoa, Arthropoda, Insecta, Hymenoptera, Formicidae. The coding region runs from base 1 to 1050 and encodes 349 amino acids. The record is from RefSeq and is a predicted model, not a curated record.